ACUAUUAAAAAAGAAUUAUUCGAUAAUAAAAUUAUGAAUUAGAAUUUAUUAGGAAAUCUUUUAUUUUAAAAAUUCUAUCUUUUUUUUUCUUUGAUUUUUAUUCUUGGGCUGGGCUGCGUCAAAUCCAAAGAAAAGAUAUGGCUUGAGUGGCGAAAGAAAAUCCCUUUAAACCUCAACCUCCUCAUUGAAGCACAAAGAGAAUGAAAGCAACCGAAUUGGCAAUAAAAUUCCUGUCAGGAACUUUGUUGGAAGACAAUUUCUACAACUAGGCUGUCCUUUAACUGGUUUUUGAGAUCUUGAAGUUGGAAGCUCCAAAUCUUAACUACUAGGAUGUCCUCAACAAAAGUCCUGGUCGGUUAGUACUUGCGUAUUAACAGCUCUCAUGCACAAAUGAGGUCCUUACCAGCAAAUGGUUCAUGAUAAUUGCAUGCAGUGCAGUCAGCUAAAAAUGGCUAUAUAAUCUCUUCAUCAUCUCCACUGUAUACAUACAGCCCCAUCUUCAGAGGCACCCAUUAUACUGCUUGAGAAGUGGCCUUGCUCGAUCAAAGCAGAAUCAAUGGUUCGAAUUGUUGGGUUUCUGAUACUCGUAGUUUCAGGACAAGCUAUGGCUCAGUUGAACUUCGAUUCGUGUAAGAUCAUAUCCGAUAAAUUGUCUCACUGUUUGGAUUUUCUCGCAGGUUCAUACUGUAAGCCUUCGAACCAAUGUUGUCAGUCCAUAUAUGAUCUCAAUGCAAUAGCUAGGGUUGUAAUGGGGCCACGAUUUAUCUGCCACUGCAUCGAAAAUGUGGCAAGGGUGCUUCCAACGAGGAUAAUACCUGACCGCAUUGGCGAUCUUACUGUCAAGUGCAACACGCAUAAUUCUUUUGCCAUUUCAGAGUACAUGGACUGCAACAGGGAGCCAAUCCAGAUCGACCCGCCUCACGACUGAGAUGCUCUUAUGAAGUCAACAUUAUGUGUUUAAUGUUCAUCCUACACCAUAUUGCAGUCUAGCUCAGUAUUGAAUACUGUUAUCUUCCAACAGAUUUACAUGUCAUCAUAAGAUUGAAAGAAAUUCAUGUAUGUUUUUCUAUCUUCAAGAUGGAUCGGGGAAUAAUGACAUCGAUAGGAGCCGCAUCACUGUUACUAGUUUCUGCAGUUCAACUGUAUUAUCAUACUCGUUGAGAAAUGGAAAGUUAAAGUCCUGCAA
Populus trichocarpa (black cottonwood) is the source of this 1186-nucleotide messenger RNA. Its product is annotated as non-specific lipid-transfer protein 13. The record is from RefSeq and is a predicted model, not a curated record. The coding region runs from base 557 to 928 and encodes 123 amino acids. Gene Ontology annotation, biological process: lipid transport. The transcript is spliced from 2 exons. Gene Ontology annotation, cellular component: membrane. Gene Ontology annotation, molecular function: lipid binding. NCBI's taxonomy places the organism in Eukaryota, Viridiplantae, Streptophyta, Magnoliopsida, Malpighiales, Salicaceae.